AUGACGUGCGAUGAGGCGGCCCUCGAGCCGCCCUCUUCCGCUUUGAAUGUAACUGCAGAUACGUGCCUGGAGGAAAGGAAGUACUGGUGCUUUCUUCUAUCCAGCAUAUGCACCUUCUUGGCGGGUUUGACCAUCGUGUUAGUAUGGCGUCUCUUUUCCUUCUUGUGUUGCUCGAAGGAGGCCGAGUAUGGCCCCAACGACCCCAAGCAGAAAGAGCAGAAGGCCGCCCGACAGGGCAAGCAGGAGUUCGAGGGGACCUUCAUGACCGAGGCCAAGGAUUGGGCGGGAGAACUCAUCUCUGGACAAACCACCACCGGACGCAUCCUGAGAGAAUUUUUAGUGAUAAACCAUAACUGCAGCAAUACCGUGAAAUCCGCAGGCAGGCAUGAACUUACUAAACAGUCGAGACGAAACGGCAGCGUGUUCUAUCAGAUCAAUAGACGUUCCAACUCCACUCAACUCCGUUAUGGAUUCUGCAGGAGCUCUCUGCUGUAG
Messenger RNA from Brassicogethes aeneus, 495 nucleotides. The record is from the annotation of a GenBank genome assembly. Lineage: Eukaryota; Metazoa; Arthropoda; Insecta; Coleoptera; Nitidulidae.